AUGGCAAGCAACCGUGCCCCAAAACAGUGGUCUCUCACAAAACACGAAACAAUAACAUCGUUUGAAGCAUGGCGUCAAAAUUUACAAUAUACAUUAUCGUUAGACCCAAACUUCGCCCCAUUUUUGAUCGAUGGGGUAACUUGGCUGAGAAAGACCACCACCGCCCCCCUUCGUGGUUUCGGAAAUGAUUCCGAUACCGUACCCGUAACACGUCGUCGUACUGCAGAGCAAAAAGCAGCCAAACUGGAGCUUAUAUUGGGCCAAAUAGCCAAUUUUUGCCCUGUAAUUUCCCGAAAAACUAUUGUCAAAAACUCGACAUCUUUGAGCACUAUUUGGCAAUCAAUUCGAGCUCACUUUGGGUUUCAGUCCACAGGUGGUCAUUUCUUAGACUUUAAUAACAUUCACUUAGAAACUGAUGAGCGUCCGGAAGACCUUUACCAAAGGCUUGUUAGCUUCAUUGAUGACAAUUUGCUCAAAGCUGAUGGUGGUAUUCGACACCAUGGUGAAAACGUUACAGCUGAUGAAGACAUCUCCCCAACAAUGGAGAACAUAAUUGUGUUGACAUGGCUACGCCUUAUCCAUCCUUUUUUACCGGCUCUAGUCAAACAGCGCUAUGGUGCUGAACUUCGAUCACAAACCGUUGCGUCCCUCAAACCUGAAAUUUUCCAAGCACUAGACUCCCUCCUUGACGAAAUUAACUCCGCCAACGAUGCAAAAGUCCUCCGUACUGCUCUCCAACAAUCCCUCAAACACCCUCAAUCCAGUAGUCGCCGUCAAACCCCUACAGCCCUACCACGGACAUCCAAAACCCCAACAAAAAGUUACCCCUUGUGCAGACAAGCCGGUCGACAACACCAACACUACCUGAGUAGAUGCCCCUACCUCCCAGUUGAAGACAAGCAAUACCUCUCCCGCUCAAGACAGGUAGUCGGCACAGAACCGGGAGACCCGCUAUCUGAUUGCGAAGUAGACGACCUGUGGGAUUCCCACAACUACCGAAUCAAGACUACCACCAACCGAGUUAGUGUUAAGCAGUCACCCCAUCUCCAGGCCUUCUAUGCCCAUCACCCACUACUCUUGACAUUAGACACAGGAGCAGAAACAAGUAUGAUAAAGACCAGCAUUGCCAAUGAAAUUGGAGCUCCUAUAGAGAAGACUACUCAGAAAGCCCUCCAAGCAGAUGGUAUUACUCAGUUAGCCGUCGUCGGAGAAGUCCAUUUGACUUUUUAUCUUUAAAUAUAAUAGUAAAUUUGAACUUCCCGCUGAAAUUCGUGAGGCGUCAACAGUGGAAACUUUUAAAAGCAGACUUAAGACCUUUCUUUUUAAAAAGGCAUUUUAUCUUUAAAUAUAAUAGUAAAUUUGAACUUCCCGCUGACAUUCGUGAGGCGUCAACAGUGGAAACUUUUAAAAACAGACUUAAGACCUUUCUUUUUAAAAAGGCAUUUUAUCUUUAAAUAUAAUAGUAAAUUUUAAACAUGUAUAUAUAGGUAUCAUCUCAUACUUUAUAACAUUUUAUUUGAAUUUGUAAUGAUAGCGCUUUAGAAUAUUUAUAGUGUUUAGCGCUUUAUAAAUUAAUAAAUUAUUAUUAAUUAUUAUAAUUACUUUGUCCCGCAACCACCUUAAUUUGCAGUUGGAUGCACUUGUCGUUGAUAGUUUGGACGUCGAUGUAAUAGCCGCGACUCCUUUCAUGAUCACCAAUGACAUCUCCCUCCGGCCAUCCAAGCAAGAUGUCACCAUUCAAGGAAGCGAGAACGUGUAUUAUGGCUCCAGACAACCAGCUGGGACCAUAGGCUCGGUCCGACGAACACAGGAUACAGUCCUUCGUGCCCCAUCGUACUCCACCGUAAUUUGGCUGGGACAGUACCUUGAAUUAGACCUUCCCGAUCACGUAGACCCGGAUUCUAUCCUUGCCCUAGAACCCCGUAAGGAUUGUUCUAGAUCAGACUGUGAGUGGCCAAGCCCCCAUAUUGUACAGGCACUCGCAAGAAAGAUCCGUAUAACCAAUCAGACCCCUCGCCCUAAACAUAACCCUCGUCAUGACCAUCUGUGUCAGAUCCUACCAACCAACAUCCCAUAUCCACACCCCGACGUUCCCAAAUCCAGCAACAGCAACCCAGUAGCACCCUCCUCUCCUACACCCAUGAACAUUCCUUAUCUGUCCAGCUAGACCCCGAUUCUAUCCUAUCAAAGAGCAUGCACUCUGAAUUCAGCCGGUUAGUUAAAGAAUAUGACGAUGUUUUUGAUAAAAUUAUCUCUGGAUACAACGGUGCAGCCGGCCCCUUUGAAGCUGUCGUAAAUAUGGGCCCAGUGCAACCACCACAACGCAAAGGCAGACUCCCCCAAUAUGCGCCGAACAAGCUGGUCGAGCUUCAACACAAAUUUGACGAGCUUGAAUCGCUAGGCAUUUUCCAGACCCCUGAAAACCUUGGCAUAACCGUUGAAUACCUUAAUCCAUCAUUCCUCAUUAAAAAGCCAAGUGGAGGACACCGACUAGUCACGGCCUUUGAUGAUGUUGGUCGAUACAGCAAGCCACAGCCGUCAUACCCGAUGUCGAUUCUACCCUCAGAACAAUCGCCAAAUGGAAGUACAUCAUCGUAUCUGACCUUACCAGCGCUUUCUAUCAGAUACCACUUGCUAAAGGUUCCAUGA
This is a messenger RNA of Paramuricea clavata, 2649 nucleotides long. The record is from the annotation of a GenBank genome assembly. NCBI's taxonomy places the organism in Eukaryota, Metazoa, Cnidaria, Anthozoa, Malacalcyonacea, Plexauridae.